UUUGCCAGACUGCAGUGCGCGGCUGGAGCUCCACAGGGCGAAGGGUGGAAUUGUUAGGCAUGCUUUUACUCAUCCAUUCCGGUGUAUCUCACGUAGAGUAACCGAACAUCGCCACCUCAGAUGCCGGGAAUAGACAUUUUUACCAAGGAUGGACAUGGCGACGCGGUGAUGAACGAGGUCCUCGAACGCACCACCCAGACAGACUAUGCCGCCUUAAUUUCUCCAUCUGAUUUGCACUCAUUUGUGUUCACGAAUGGCUGCGUUGUAGUCAUAUUGUUCGCCAAGUGAAGUUUGUGCGCUGAAACAUGGCAGGGUGUGCCUCGGAGCCGCUCUGUCAGCCGUGUGUCUAUCACGAGGAGGCGUUUAAAGUGGAGCUACAGGUGAAGAGACCCCUGGUGCCGCUCCAGCUGACUCCAGAACAGGUGGCUCUGGAGAUGCUGUGUCUCUGCGGGCAGCUGGACCUCCUCAUCAGGGCGCAGAUGCAGGAGUUCCAGGAGCAGUUAGGGCAAGGCUGUAACCCUGAGGAGUCAGACACGUUCCAGGCUCGAGGAUCGAAUAUUCUGGACCAGAUGCUGCAGUGCCUUGAACAUCUGCCUAAGCCAAUGCCACAGCUGGAGGACUACUUGGACAUGGUGGGUCUGUUGGCCAUGUUUCCACGUGUGGAGGUGUUCCUCAUUCAAGGCAGCCCUGUGGACAUGCUGGAGAAGCCACCGAUGGACGACUACUGGUCGCACAUCGGCAAACUGAAUCAGCUCCUGGUGCUGAGUCAGCAGCUGGAGGAGGACAUCCGCCACCUGGGAAGUCAUAAGUACAUCGCCCACCAGCUCUCUGUUCUAUACCAAGUAGUCAGCUCCUUCCGAGGAGUCCAGCUUUUCACGGAGACCAAGAAGGACAUUGAAGCCAACUUCAAGCACAUGAAGCAGUCUCUGGUGGGGGAGGACGGUUCCAGGCAUGAGCCUCAGCUGGCUGCUCAUUACAUCGACUGGAUACUGGAAGUCACUCACGGUUUGACGUCGGCGGUGUUGUCGUUACCGGACGAGCUGACGGACGACAUUCACCAGGCCGUGGCCUUCAUGUCCCAGUUUGCGUCUUGAUGUUGUGGACCACCUACAAAGGGACUAAGUUUUUGAUAAUUAAUGACACGGUGCUACGCCAUUGGACAGCGGGUUGAAAGACGCCAUGUAAUUGACAAAUGUACUAUAUAAUGCUUUGGCCUCAGUUAUGGAUGCUUUUUAUACCUCUAGUGUCACAAUACAUUUGAAUGCAAUAGGUGACGUGUGUCUGUUUUUUUUUUUACUUAUUUGAAACUUGAAUGCAGGAAAUGACAUCUACCGUAUUUUUCGGACUAUAAGUCGCAGUUUUUUUUCAUAGUUUGGCCGGGGGUGCGACUUAUACUCAGGAGCGACUUAUGUGUGAAAUGAUUAACACAUUAGCGUAAAAUAUCAAAUAAUAUUAUUGAUCUCAUUCACGUAAGAGACUAGACGUAUAAGAUUUCAUGGGAUUUAGCGAUUAGGAGUGACAGAUUGUUUGGUAAACGUAUAGCAUGUUCUAUAUGUUAUAGUUAUUUGAAUGACUCUUACCAUAAUAUGUUACGUUAACAUACCAGUUGGUUAUUUAUGCCUCAUAUAACGUACACUUAUUCAGCCUGUUGUUCACUAUUCUUUAUUUAUUUUAAAUUGCCUUUCAAAUGUCUAUUCUUGGUGUUGGCUUUUAUCAAAUAAAUUUCCCC
This is a messenger RNA of Nerophis lumbriciformis (worm pipefish), 1729 nucleotides long. RefSeq lists its product as uncharacterized. NCBI's taxonomy places the organism in Eukaryota, Metazoa, Chordata, Actinopteri, Syngnathiformes, Syngnathidae. The record is from RefSeq and is a predicted model, not a curated record.